GUAUAAAAUUGAAACACGUGUGUUUGUUUUGCUCUGCAAUAUCACUUUCAAAAUGUCAAAGUUUAAGCGUAAGAAAGGAAGGGAAAACGAACACGAUGGUAAAAAGGCAGAUAGAAUACCAGAUGAAGUGAUCAACUACUACAAAAGGGUAUCAGAAACUCUAGACGAAGAAUUUUAUUCAAGUGAAGAUAAAGAUAUUUUCCUGAAUAAUGUAUUUGGUCAGUUGAAAGAGGAUGGUUUAAAAGUUUGUCACCUGGCUAGUACCAGCCGUAUAUUUGAAAGAUUGAUUGGACUAAGUGAAGCUAGUCACAUUAGAACUCUUCUACAAAUAUUUAAAGAGAACUGGUCAGACAUGUUAACUGACCGCUUUGCAAGCCAUGUGUUACAGAACACUUUAACUCAGGUGCCGAGGUGUCUACAAACAAAGCCAGAAGAUAGGGAGGAUACAGAGGAGGAUCCCUCUAUAGAAGAUUUAUUCUUGGACUUGUGCUGUUACAUAAAGGAUAAUUUGACAAACUGUGUGGAUGUAUACAGUUCUCAUAUUGUGCGUGUGAUUCUACAGAUCUUGGCUGGUGUUACAGUGGACGAACAAGUCAUCAGAAGUCGAUUGUCAAGGAACCAAAGAAAAGAUAAUCAACAAAACAUGUCAACUAAUUUUGAAAAGUUUGAUCCUCCAGAGUUAUUCCAAAAAAUGCUGAAAAAAAUUACAAAGGGAAUUUUUCAAAUGGAUGACUUACAAGAUUGUUUGUGUUCCCCCACCAUCAGUCCUGUGGUACAGACCAUUCUGUUGGUGCACCAUCAGAAGAGUGAUGAUAAGGGUGAGAAGUACCUUUAUAAAGUGAUGAAGACAUCAGGUCUCUGUUUACAAACGGAAGAUGAUUCCAGUCUACCACAAAUAGCAACAAAUGAGAUUGGUUCUUUCCUAGUGGAGCAAAUUUUAAACCUUGGGUCAGAGGAAAUCUACAGAGAUAUCUACAAGACGGUAUUCAAAGGAAAACUGAUUCACUAUGCACUACACCCUGUCGGGAAUUUCAUUUUACAGAAACUCCUUUCUAAUGUCAAGGAGAAAGAACUAUUUGAGGAAAUGUUUGAGGAGCUCAGCAUCCUAAUAGAGGAUCUACUCGCUCUCAAUCAUCUGGGUGUAGUCACUAGAAUGGCUGAAACUUGUCUAAGACUUGGUUGCCGACAGGAAAAGUUGGUGCGGUGCAUUAUGGGGGCAUUUCAUUGUGUGGACCCAGUUGAGCGACAAACAAAAUUAUCUCCCCUGCUGCUCUCACUCUCCACAUAUGAAGUUUAUUUCAACAUUGAUGAAGAUGCAGAUGACACUGAAAAAGCAGUAAAAACUGAGGAGAAAGAAAAGAUUGUUCCUGUUUUGAAGAAGAUAAAUUAUCAUGGAUCAGUUUUGAUGCAAAACCUGCUACGCUUUGGAAACCCUAAAGUUGUGGUUAGUGGAAUCCUGGAUCUCACACCUGCUGAACUACGUACAUUAGCGUGCGAUCCCUGUGGGAGCCAUGUCAUUGAUGUUUUCUGUCAGAGCCCCUCAAUGGGGGAGAAGAGCCGUGAACUUCUCUUCAAAAGAAUGAAGGGUAUAUACAUGGAUGUGGCCUGUGAUAAGAAUGGCAGUAGGACACUGGAUAACAUGUGGAAGUGUGCAACCCUUAGUCAAAAGCUCUUGGUCGCGGAGGAGUUGGGACGCAAUGAGGCCAAGCUCCAAGGAGACAGAUUUGGAUUUUACGUUCACAAAAACUGUGGUAUCUUUCACUACAAACACCGACUGCAGGAGUGGAAAGAGGUUCAAGGUCAAAGUCAGAAGAAACGUAAACUCUUCAGUGAAAUCAUCAAUGACGGACCAGCUGGUAAAAAGACAAAAGGAAAGGACAAGGGAUGGAAAGGGACCCAGGAUUCACCAACAGAGGGAAACUAUCUGCAAUUAGAUAUGGGUGAUGAACCAUCUUUUAGUGGAGGGAUUCCGCAUGGGCAGUCAAGAUCUAAAGAAAUGCAUAAAUCCAAAGGAAGCGGUAAAGGUUACCAGAUUAAGGACGAGGGGAUGCAGAACCUGCUGUCCAAGAUGUCGGAUACGAGUGGGGAGAAAACCUUCACAAAGUACAAAAAGAAAAAAAAGUUGAAAUAAUCAGUAUUUAAUUUCUUUUUAAAUAAACAUAAAAAAAUAUACACAC
This is a messenger RNA of Pecten maximus, 2177 nucleotides long. RefSeq names its product nucleolar protein 9-like. The coding region runs from base 53 to 2131 and encodes 692 amino acids. The transcript is spliced from 11 exons. The record is from RefSeq and is a predicted model, not a curated record. Gene Ontology annotation, molecular function: RNA binding. Gene Ontology annotation, biological process: ribosomal small subunit export from nucleus; endonucleolytic cleavage in ITS1 to separate SSU-rRNA from 5.8S rRNA and LSU-rRNA from tricistronic rRNA transcript (SSU-rRNA, 5.8S rRNA, LSU-rRNA); endonucleolytic cleavage to generate mature 5'-end of SSU-rRNA from (SSU-rRNA, 5.8S rRNA, LSU-rRNA). Lineage: Eukaryota; Metazoa; Mollusca; Bivalvia; Pectinida; Pectinidae. Gene Ontology annotation, cellular component: 90S preribosome; nucleolus; preribosome, small subunit precursor.